AUGGGCUUUGGCUUAUGUAGAUCCAAAAUGAUGAAUGGGAUUGUGGCACUCCACUCGCCGCCAAUGCGGAAGGAUGUCGCCGAAAAGAAUGGAACGCUGCUUUGCUCUGCUGGAUGCGUCGGAUCCCGUAUAACAAGCGAGCUCUUUACCCUUAAAUUCAAAGAUGUGGGCUCCAAAUGCUAUCCUGCUUUAUUGUUGCGUAGCAAAAGAAGCCUGCUCAUGCUGCUUCGGCGGCGCCUUUUCGCCUUCUCUUCGCUCUGGACAAGAGCGCUAGUGGACACGGGGAGGGAGCGGGCGAAGCCUUUCUUUCGUAAUGGAAAGAAAAAGACCGCUACUUUGCCUCUUUGUUGGACCGCCGGCGCGAACACAGUGGUCUCUGACCAGGACCAGGAACCGAUUCGAAUUUGGAUCUUGACAUGUCGGUGUUUUUUAACCGUAGGCAUCUUGCCAGGAAGUUGGUGGGCUCAUCAUGAAUUAGGUCGGGGUGGCUGGUGGUUUCGGGAUCCCGUAGAAAAUGCUUCUUUUAUGCCUCGGGUAUUAGCCACAGCUCGAACCUUUUCAAUACGGUCCGGAUUGCUAGCUCCCGUUCAUAGUUUUGCUACAGAUGAUACACGAGGAAUCUUUUUAUGGCGGUUCUUCCUUCUAAUGACCGGCAUAUCUAUGAUUCUUUUCUCUCAGAUGAAGCAGCAGGCAUCGGUCCGUAGAACCUAUAAAAAAGAGAUGGUUGUAGCGCGAAGUACUCUUGUGCACUUACGUCACUUGGCUCGCGCGCAACCUCGCCCCCUUAUGUUGAAGUAG
Messenger RNA from Amaranthus tricolor (Joseph's coat), 798 nucleotides. RefSeq names its product probable cytochrome c biosynthesis protein. The coding region runs from base 1 to 798 and encodes 265 amino acids. Gene Ontology annotation, molecular function: heme binding; heme transmembrane transporter activity. Gene Ontology annotation, biological process: heme transport; cytochrome complex assembly. The transcript is spliced from 2 exons. Lineage: Eukaryota; Viridiplantae; Streptophyta; Magnoliopsida; Caryophyllales; Amaranthaceae. The record is from RefSeq and is a predicted model, not a curated record. Gene Ontology annotation, cellular component: membrane.